UAGAGCAUAAUUUCCUUUCGUUUUCACUGACGAAUGUUAAUUUCGUUGUUUGGUUUGGUUGUAAUGGAAUGGGCUGGGUGGUUGACUAGGCGCCGGGUUGACCAAGGUUAUUGUAAGAGGUAUUCCUAAUGUCGGGAUUUGCGAAUGGAAGUAUAACUUUGGACGAGGAACGGGACGUUUAUUAUGCCGGUCAAGUACUGUCAGGAAAGCUUGAGUUUGGAAUCAAUCAGCCACUUCAGUUCAAGGCCAUCAACAUAGUGUUCCAUGGUGAAGCCAAUGUUUCUUGGGUGGAAACAGAGGUGGAGGAAUAUGACGGAGUGCGGAGUUACAAUAACAUACAAUAUGGCGGUGAAGAGGUGUUCUUCCAUGUAGAGCAAUGUGUUUGUGGAGGCGUUGGUGAAUCUCAGCUGCAGCCCGGUAGCCACGUCAUUCCAUUCCGGUUCCAAAUACCGCCCACAGUGCCUUCGAGCUUCGGUACAGGGGAUGAUGAUGAAGAGAGAACCAUUUAUUACUUUGUCAAGGCAGUUCUCGAGUACCACUGUGGCCGUGAAAGCGAGGAGUUGGAGAAAGGUUUCGAAGUUGUGGUGCCACUGGAUUUGAACCUUAACCCGGAGAUGCAGGUAGAAAACGAGGUUAUCUUCGAGGAAGCCAUCAGCUCCUGCUUCUGCGGCUCAGGGCUACUGAAGGUGACCGUGACGCUGCCGGCCACCGGCUUCGCCCCUGCCAUGGUGAUGCCUAUUGCUGUCAAAGCUGACAACCAGAGCUCGGUGGAGAUAACCAAGAUUCACUUCGAGUUGGUUCAGAGGGUAAAAUAUUUUAGCACGGACCCACCAUCAAAAAAGGAGGAACCGGAAACCAGGCUCCAGUACUCUAAAACCGGUGCCAUUCCAGCCAAGACGAGGAGGAAGUUCGAACACAACUUCCGGAUACCGGACUUAAUACCGGUUAUCACGCAGAAUUGUAAUACCAUCAAAGUGGGCUACUUUUUUAAGAUGAAAUUAGUCCUCAGCGGCUGCAACGACGAUCUAGAAGACGAAAUGGAAAUUUGUCUCGGCCAAAUUCCCAUACGAGAGAUGAUAGACGGCGACUACGUACAUCCCUUACAAAGUGACUUACCUGCAGGCCCUAUACCCCAUCCAGGGGAACCACCUAUAGAAAUACCCCCUUAUAUAUAUCCGUCACAGACUUUACAAAUUAUUUCUACCUAUACUGUAAGUGCUUAUCCAUAUCCUAAUCAAAAUCAACCUUACCCUGGUGUUAAUCAUAGCACCGGCGCGAACCCACCAUACCAUGGUAGAAUCCCACCUUACCUAGGUGGUAACCCUACUACUGCCCCAAACCCACCUUAUCCAGGUGGUAACCCUAUUGCUACCCCGAACCCACCUUAUCCAGGUGGUAACCCUACUACUACCCCGAACCCACCUUACCCCGGUGGUAACCCUAUUGCUACCCCGAACCCACCUUAUCCUGGCGGCCCUGGACCUAACCCUCCCUAUCCUAGUAACCCUGCCCCUGUGAUAGGGUUUGUGGCGAGUCCAGUGUACCCUCCUGCUACGGGAACCUCUACGCCUUACAAUCCAAGCGCGCCGCCGGAGUAAGUUUUACCUAAUGGUACAGUUGUAACGUCGAGUAAUAUAGGAUUUACAAAACGGGAGUCUUCGAGUCAAAAUAAUUUGAACCUUCUAUAAAGCAAUUAAAUUUCAUAUUUAAAUGACAGCGCCAAUCCUAGCCGUAUCCGCGACAAGAUAAAGAUAAGAUAAAAAAUAGUUUAUUCAAGUAAGCAUAUUACAAUGCGCUUAUGAACGUCAAAUAAAGCUAAACCGGCUCCAACCGUACACCUCUGCCUCGAGAAGAUUUAAAUCCCCCCUCAAUUGGAGGAGGGUAUCCCAAUACGGGACCGGCAACAAACUCGGCGGGACACAUCUUUUCAAAACAUUAUUACAUCUUAUAACGCGACUGUUAC
Cydia splendana is the source of this 1963-nucleotide messenger RNA. Its product is annotated as arrestin domain-containing protein 2-like. The record is from RefSeq and is a predicted model, not a curated record. Lineage: Eukaryota; Metazoa; Arthropoda; Insecta; Lepidoptera; Tortricidae. Bases 129 to 1598 code for a protein of 489 amino acids. Gene Ontology annotation, biological process: protein transport. Gene Ontology annotation, cellular component: cytoplasm. The transcript is spliced from 8 exons.